Messenger RNA from Lichtheimia ornata, 846 nucleotides. RefSeq lists its product as uncharacterized. The transcript is spliced from 2 exons. The record is from RefSeq and is a predicted model, not a curated record. Gene Ontology annotation, cellular component: cytoplasm. NCBI's taxonomy places the organism in Eukaryota, Fungi, Mucoromycota, Mucoromycetes, Mucorales, Lichtheimiaceae. Gene Ontology annotation, molecular function: iron ion binding; inositol oxygenase activity. Bases 1 to 846 code for a protein of 281 amino acids. Gene Ontology annotation, biological process: inositol catabolic process.
AUGGUUGUUAACAUCAAGGAAGCUGCACGUAUCACGGAGGCGUGGGAAGAUUUUCUACAGGAGAAAUACAACAACAAAGCGCGUUCCGACUUCCGUGACUAUGAGACUGCAGCGCCCAAUGUUGCCGCCUUCUACAAGGAGAACCACGAAAAGCAGACAUUAGAGCAUGUGCUAGCAAUGAAGAAAAAAUAUGAAAAACUUGACAAGGCGGAGCUUGGGAUUUGGGAGGUGCUUGAGCUAUUAAACGGCUUGGUGGAUGACUCGGAUCCAGAUACGGAAAUGCCACAAACCGUUCAUGCAUUGCAAUCGGCCGAGGCUGCACGACAAGAUGGUCAACCCCGCUGGAUGAUUUUAACAGCGCUUAUCCAUGAUCUUGGUAAGUACCUUUUCUUCCUCGGCGAACCACAAUGGACGGUCGUUGGAGAUACCUUUCCCGUUGGUUGUGCGUUUAGCAACAAAGUCGUGCACAGCGAAUACUUUGAAGCCAACCCAGACUACCACCAUCCAGUAUACAGCACCCAUGACGGCAUUUAUACACCGCAAUGUGGUCUGGAGAAUGUACAUUUAAGCUAUGGUCAUGACGAAUAUCUCGCCAAUGUAUGCAAGGAUCAUCUUCCAGAAGAAGCUGUAUACGUGAUCCGACAUCAUUCAUUUUAUGCAUGGCACCAUGAACACGAGUACAAGUGGUUGAUGAAUGAGCGCGACCAUGAAAUGUUCAAAUGGGUCAAGGUUUUCAAUCAGUACGAUCUUUAUUCCAAAUCUUCCGAUCCACCUGACGUUGACAAGCUCAAGCCUUAUUAUUUGGAUUUGAUAGCUGAAUUUUUUCCAGAAAAGAUUCGAUGGUAA